Mesocricetus auratus (golden hamster) is the source of this 7482-nucleotide messenger RNA. It is a transcript of the gene Slc26a2, whose product is annotated as solute carrier family 26 member 2. Gene Ontology annotation, biological process: transmembrane transport. Gene Ontology annotation, molecular function: oxalate transmembrane transporter activity; bicarbonate transmembrane transporter activity; secondary active sulfate transmembrane transporter activity. The coding region runs from base 280 to 2478 and encodes 732 amino acids. The record is from RefSeq and is a predicted model, not a curated record. The transcript is spliced from 4 exons. NCBI's taxonomy places the organism in Eukaryota, Metazoa, Chordata, Mammalia, Rodentia, Cricetidae. Gene Ontology annotation, cellular component: membrane.
GCCUGGGGAAUAAAGGGAGGGUCGCUCGCAGCCGGGCCGCCUAUGCCCGUGCGGCGGCGUCCCCGCAGCCCAGUCUUACGGGAGCACGCGCCGCGGGAGCCCGGGCAGGGCGGCCGGAGCCUUAAGGUUUAGAAAAGCCCCUUGACCAAAGACUGCCCCAGACAGAAAAUCACUCAAACAGGCUCGGGAAAACAGGCAGUGAGAAGACGGACUCUGUGUUGAGGACCAGCCUACUAACUGUUUGACUUGCUCGGGGAAGGAAGCCAUCUAUCUCCAGAAAUGUCUUUGGAAAAUAAAGAGCAGCAUGACCUCUCUCCGAGGGACUUACCUGAAGAAGCCUACAGUCUUCCAUCUGAGGCCCCCCUGGAGGUGCAAAGGAGAUCAAGCACUGACUUCAAGCAGUUGGAGACCGAUGAUGGAUGCAGACCUUAUCGUAGGAUUCACAUGGAACCUCAGGAGAAACCAGAUAUUAACAUCAAAAAAGUUGUCAUCAGAAAGAUGCAGAAGAGUUGCCAGUGUAGCCCAGGCAAAGUCAGAAAUAUCAUUUUUGAUUUCUUUCCUGUUUUGCGGUGGCUCCCAAAAUAUGAUCUCAAGAAAAACAUUCUAGGAGAUGUGAUGUCUGGCCUGAUUGUGGGCAUACUUUUGGUGCCCCAGUCUAUUGCUUACUCCCUGUUGGCUGGCCAAGAGCCUAUCUAUGGUCUGUAUACAUCAUUUUUUGCCAGCAUCAUUUAUUGCCUGUUUGGUACCUCACGCCACAUCUCUGUGGGCAUUUUUGGAAUACUGUGCCUUAUGAUUGGUGAGGUAGUUGACAGAGAAGUACAUAAAGCCUGCCCUGACAUUGCAGUGGUUUCAAAUGGAUCCGAGUUAGUAAACCAUACAUUAGACAGACUUUGUAACAAAAGUUCUUAUGCAAUUAAAAUUGGCAGCACUGUGACCUUCAUGGCUGGAGUUUAUCAGGUAGCGAUGGGCUUCUUUCAAGUGGGCUUUGUCUCUGUGUACCUCUCAGAUGCCUUGCUGAGUGGAUUUGUCACGGGUGCCUCGUUCACCAUUCUUACAUCUCAGGCCAAGUACCUCCUUGGGCUGAGCCUUCCUCGGAGCAAUGGUAUAGGCUCAGUCAUCACUACCUGGAUCCACAUCUUCAGAAACAUUCAUAAGACCAAUGUCUGUGAUCUUGUCACCAGCCUUUUGUGUCUUCUGGUCCUUUUGCCAACCAAAGAACUCAAUGAACACUUCAAGGACAAGCUCAAGGCACCGAUUCCAACCGAGCUCAUUGUCGUUGUGGCAGCCACAUUAGCUUCUCAUUUUGGAAAACUAAAUGAGACAUACAAUUCCAGUAUUGCUGGACAUAUUCCCACUGGGUUUAUGCCACCCAAAGCACCAGACUGGAACCUAAUUCCUAAUGUUGCUAUAGAUGCAAUAGCUAUUUCUAUCAUUGGUUUUGCUAUCACUGUAUCACUUUCUGAGAUGUUUGCCAAGAAACAUGGCUACACGGUCAAAGCAAAUCAAGAAAUGUAUGCCAUUGGCUUUUGCAAUAUCAUACCUUCCUUCUUCCACUGCAUAACUACUAGUGCAGCUCUUGCAAAGACAUUGGUUAAAGAAUCAACAGGCUGCCAGUCCCAGCUGUCAGCUAUAGUGACAGCCCUUGUUCUUUUGUUAGUCCUUCUGGUAAUAGCUCCUUUAUUCUAUUCUCUUCAAAAAUGUGUCCUUGGUGUGAUCACUAUUGUAAAUCUCCGGGGUGCCCUCCUUAAAUUUAGAGACCUGCCAAAGAUGUGGAGGGUUAGCAGAAUGGAUACGGUUAUCUGGUUUAUUACUAUGCUGUCCUCUGCUCUAUUGAGCACUGAAAUAGGCCUGCUUGUUGGAGUUUGUUUUUCUAUGUUCUGUGUAAUCCUCCGUACUCAGAAGCCAAACGUUUCACUGCUUGGUUUGGAAGAAGAGUCAGAAACCUUUGAAUCCAUUUCGGCCUACAAAAACCUUCAAACCGUGUCAGGCAUCAAGGUUUUCCGCUUCAUAGCCCCUCUCUACUACAUAAACAAAGAGUGCUUUAAAUCUUCUUUGUACAAAAAAACCCUGAACCCAGUCUUGGUAAAGGUGGCUUGGAAGAAAGCAUUGAAGAGGAAGCUCAAGGAGGAAACCGUGAUUUUCGGUGGCAUCCAAGAUGAAGUUUCAGUGCAGCUUUCCCAUGAUCCCUUGGAGCUGCAUACUAUUGUGAUUGAUUGCAGUGCAAUACAGUUUUUAGAUACAGCAGGGAUCCACACACUAAAAGAAGUUCGCAGGGAUUAUGAAGCCAUUGGCAUCAACGUUUUACUGGCUCAAUGCAAUCCUUCUGUGAGGGAUUCCUUGACCAGAGGAGAUUACUACAAAAAGGAAGAAGACAACCUUCUCUUCUACAGUUUGUCUGAAGCAGUGGCUUUUGCAGUGAACUCUCAGAAGCAGAAAGGAGUGUGUGUUCUCAAUGGCCUGAGUCUUUCUGGUGACUGAGAAAGUAAGUGAAAGGAAGAGUGUCUUGCCAGUUUCAACGUGCAGCAUUUUCUACUGUGAAGAGAGAAAGUGGUGUACACUUGAAUAGUUCUCCUUUGAAGCUAAUAGCCUUUUGAUAGUCUCAAGUGCAGUAAAGCUUAUAGUUGGGUAGAAUCAAAAAAAAGAGCAUGCUGUGGCUUCAGACUUUCAUGCAGAUGAGCAUUCUUGGGGGUACAGUAUAAAUGGAAUGGAACUGUAAAGUAGCCCCCAAACUUAAUCACCUUACUUUAGGGACUGUACAUCUGAACUCCACCCUUCAGGAAGACAGAGAUGAAAUAGGGGUUUGCUUUGCACACACUGGAGCCUUUGCAUGGCUCUGUGCAGAGGGGAAGGAAGGCAGCAUUGCCGGUUCAGAGGCUGAUGAAGCAUGAGGGCCUAACUAGAUGAGUUCUGUUCUGUUCUCACUGCUGUUUCUCUGUUUGUGUUUGGCUCCCAAACAGAGUAAGAUCUGUGACUGGUAGCUGGAAAUACCAUUUUCCUCUCCUUCAUGCAGGAACUGUGGCAUAGUCUCCUAAGAGGAUCUGGUCCUGACAGCCAGCCUGACAUUGUACAGAACUCUAUGGUAAACAUCUGAUGUUUUAGCCAUGCCUUUUUUAUUUAGAAAACGUAGGUAAGGAAAGAAACAGUGGGAGUCUUUGUUCUUCCUCUCCAUUUGCUUCUGAGAAUUUGCCUACUGUCAGGCUCUGUCUCCCCUAUGACUUAGCCUAAUGUUUUCUCCUGGAAUCUGUUUUGUUGGUAUUUCUGAAGCAGUGACAGUCUUGUCAUGCAAAGCAGAAUAUUGGCUCAGCAGCUCUUGCAGGACUUGUGCAUAUUCAAGGAUUGCAAAAAAAAAUGAAUGAAUGAAUGAAUGACAGUUCCCAUUAAGAAAUUCCACCAGCAGCAACAACCAAUCACUGUGGCAUUUUAGCAAGGAUCUGCUGGGCUUUGGUAGUCUUUUUUAAUCGAAGUAGCUGUUUGUAGAAGACUAUAGAGGUGAUAGAGUGCUUCCAAAAGAACGUCCACAAUUACUUAGCAGCAUCAUGAAGACAGUGCUGAUGCUUACUGCCACGCACACAAAAGAACGUCCACAAUUACUUAGCAGCAUCAUGAAGACAGUGCUGAUGCUUACUGCCACGCACACCUGUUGGUAUGGGAUAAGUAUUGAUGUUGGUGACCAGUUUUAACUUGUGUGCAGGAGGACUUGGAACCUCUCAGAACCCUAGUUUAGCUCGUGUGUCAUUCUCCAUCGCUGCCACAGAUUAUGAGUUGAGCAGUUUCUUCAGAAAAGCACUUUGACGGGUGAGAAACAUUCACCCAAGUGAAGCACAGAGGACUAACUACAUGAGAUUAAAACACUUACCCAAGUCAUCCAAGUACCCAUUGCCAAAGUACAGAAUCAAUUUUAGCCUGUUCUUAUAUGCAAAACAAUUUAAAAUAUUUAUGGGAUGCAACCUCUGUGUAAUGAACCUACUGAAGUAGAUAGAAUGUUUUUAAAUCUCUCUCUCUGUCUCUCUGUCUCUGUCUCUCUCUGUCUCUCUGUCUCUCUCUGUCUCUGUCUCUCUUCUCUGUCUCUGUCUCUCUCUCUGUCUCUCUCUCUGUCUGUCUCUGUCUCUGUCUCUCUCUCUCUCUCCAAAAAGAUGUUUUCCUAUUGGCAUUGCACUUAUGUUUCCUUAUGUGAGAAAUACUUUUCUGUGAUCCCAAUACAAGUUUCAGAGUAGAAAUUUUGGCUUUCUGUCUUAUAGGUGGUAAUGUUGAUAAAGACCACAUUGCCAUGGAGUUUGACAUCCCUCGUGAACUCUGCCCUAGAAUUUCAGAAAUGUUAACUGCUGCUUGCUUGUUCUUUUGUAUAGCUCUCUGGCUUUAUGAAUUGUAAAAUCACAGUAUCCCAGUCAUUUUUUAAAAAAUCCCUCCUGACCUUUCCUCAAACCAGGUUGGAAUUAAGACUGUUACAGACGUUUAAUUCUCAGUGAGAGACUAGUAGGUACGUUAGUGGCAGCUGGAGAGACGCUCAGUAGAAAAGUACUUGCUACUCUUGCAGAGGGCCCAAGUUCAGUUCCCAGCACCCACAUUAGGCAGUUCAUAGUCACCUGUAACUCCAGCUCCAAGGUAUCUAACCCUCUCCUGACCCCCGUGGGACACACACACACACACAUUUUUUAAAGUACAUGUUUAAGAUAACUGUAUAAUCCAUUCAACACCAGCAGCAUAGAAAAAGAAUUUUAGUUUAGUGUUUGGAACAUAUCUGCCCUUUUGCCUGACAUGUAAGUUUAUAGUGUGGCUUAAUAGGUUCUAAAGUUCUACACAUGCAUGAGCAAAUGCUCAAAUUAUGUUCUGGUUUGUGUUUGUCCCACGAAAACAAACAGGAGCCUGCUUUUAAUAGCAUUUUAAAAACAUAAUUGCACUAGAAACUGUUGUAGUCAUCUUCUUUGGGUUGAGAUCUUCCUAACAUCAAAAAUUAAAACUGAUUUGGUUGCUAAUAAUCGAAGGAAACAAAUCUAGAACCAAAGACUAAUUUACUACCACCAGCAGCAACAACAAAAAACAUUUUCAUUUCUUUUUGAUGCUUUAAACAUAUUCAUGUAAGUUGUCUUGUUCACUCAGAACAUUAGAGUAUAAUAUAUUUUCUGUUUACAGAAAUUUAAAACCCUGAAUGUUGCUAAAUGGUGAACAUUUAAAUGAAAUACGGACUGUGCCUGUGUCUCUGUGUAUUUUAUGACAAGGCCUUAUGUAGCACAGGCUGACCUCAAACUUGCUAAGUAGCUGAGGGUAAUUGUGAGCUUUUGGUCCUCCCGCCUCUAACUCCAAGUGCCGGAGUGACAGGUGCAUAGGGAUGAAGUGUGCUAGUGUGAACUCAGACCUGCCACACAAAGAAGACAGCUCUGAGAAUUAAAGGAACAGAUCUCUGAAAACUGUAUCUGAGCAGAAAGGAAGAGACCUGGCUGGACUGGGUGUGUGUCCUGGUAAACCCACAGUAAGAUCAGGAUUCAGAAGUCUAAGAGCAAAGUUGGGAAUGGGUCUCUUUCUAGAAGGUAGGGCCACAGGCUCACCAAAGCCUCAAAGAGCUAAGAAGCAUAUGUCAGGUUGUAGCCAGAGUCUGGGUGGGCCUACUCAGGAGUACCGUCAUCCCUGUGAGCCGAGUGGCUGUAGUGUUGUCUGUCUCAGAUAGGUUAAGACUGGCAGGCACCUCGUUCAUUUUAAUCAGGGUCAAUGAAACAUACUUUAUAUAAAAAUUUCCAGCACAGCAAAUGGUGAACUUGGAGACUACAUGAGAUGCUAGAUGGGUACAUUAGACUACUGCUCCUGGCAACAUUCUAGCACAAACAGCAAUCCUCUGCAGGGCUAUUCCUGGCAAUUUGACAUCGAAGAACACAUUGCCAGUUAACCCUGAUCUGCAAAGUACAAAGAGGAAUUCAGUAGGUUUGGGGACUAACUUCGAGUCUCUUCAUUUACACUAAUGGAUUCGAGCUCUGCGGCCCCGUUCAUAUCCUUACUAAAGCUUUUCUUGUAGGUACUGUCAGAUGAACUGAGGGUUAUCUGCAUGGAAAUAAAUGCUUCUUUAGAUAUCCCAAAAUAUCUGGGAAGUAGGUGUCCCAGUGGGGACUUAGAGAAUGUGGAGAGUGCCUGAGCUGAGAUUCUGCAGAGGCCCAAGCUCGAGGCAGUGCCCUGUCCCCACCCCCCAUAUACAUUCAGGAAAGAGUCUGUAGUACAGUGGAAUUCUCCAGUUGAUAAACUUUACCCAGUCUUUUGUUCUUCCCCUCUUGGAAUCUUUCCUUGCUUCUAGUGAUACUUUAAUUUGAAGUUGGGUUUUAAAGCUGUCAGACCCUUUGUGGGCAUGGCGACUUGCGAACUACUUGGAAGCUGAGACAGGAGGAUUGAGUCUUUGAGGCCAGCCUGAGAUACUCAGUGAGACCUUGCCAAAAGAAGAAAAAGCAAAACUAGCUAGCAAUUGGAGACUCAUUUGUCCUCCAUUCCCUUUUUGUAUAAAAAUAAUAAUCAUGGAUGAUAGUAAAUUUGGGUUCUGAGUUUAAACAUGAAAAUUAUAGUGAACAGGAUAAAACAGUAUACCAGCUGGUUUUUCAUAGACUAUAUCAUAAAGUAAAAUGCAACUGAAUUUGUGUUAAAAGUAAAAUUUUAAGUUUUAAAAUAAUAACUUAGAAAUGAAGGCUUUGAUGUAGAAGGGGGCAUUUUUAAUAAAGUAAUUUUUAUCAUGGAGAGAACUAUUUUUUUACUAAAAGUAUUUUGUAACUUAAAUUUUAAAGUAAACCUAUUUUUAAAUACCAUUAAAAAGUCAAAGAAACAUCUAGUAGGUUUUUUUUAGUGUAUAUUUUGUACCUUAUGACUUAGUUUCAAAUAAGAAUGUAUUGAAGGAUGCAGACUGGGCAGUGAGGGCAUCUAAGCUUUUAUUGGGGACACUGUAUUUUAAGUCUGUCAUAGCUGCUGGGUCACAGAGGGUUUUCAUUAGACACUUGAAUAGACUUAUUCUGGGGGUGAUCAUGUACUCUGCUCCUCAUCCCUAGGAGGAAACACAGAAUCAAAUAGCUGUUUCCUCUUCAGUGCAGAUCACUUGGGAAAUUGGGAUCUGAGUCCUGAUGCUGCGUGGCUGUUUCUCAGAAGGGAAUGUGAAUGUCUGCAGAGCCUGCUUUCCUCCUCCAUAGCCUCGUGUACACGUGCAGACAAUAUGGGGACAGGUGAAUGCACCUCAAUUCUCAGUCCUUACCUAAAAAGUAUGGCUGCCACCAUCCUUUACCCUUAGGAACAUAUUUUAUAGUAGGUUUUUUUAAUCAAGUAAGUGCCUUGAUGCUGUUCAUCAUAAAUCAUUGCUCAGCUGUCCUUCGGACAAAAGUGAGGUAGUUCCUGUUGUGGGGGGGGCUCACUAAUCAUUUUCUUCUGGAAGAAUGUGUUUCUAUUGCUUAUUUUGUAACGUCCUCAUGUGUUUGAGAUCUAAGAUGCCAUUUGUUUUUUUAAUAAAUUGUUACUGUAAUAAAA